Messenger RNA from Phoenix dactylifera (date palm), 639 nucleotides. Lineage: Eukaryota; Viridiplantae; Streptophyta; Magnoliopsida; Arecales; Arecaceae. The record is from RefSeq and is a predicted model, not a curated record.
AUGUUUGAUGGUGGAGCUGACCCUCUGGUUGCUGAGACCUGGAUUCGGGAGGUAGAGAAGAUGUUCAAAGCCUUGCAAUAUCCCGAAGAAGUGAAGGUCAGAUUGGCUAUCCCUAUGCUGAAGGGGAAUGCAGAGUUCUGGUGGACAGCCAUCGAAGCUGCACUCGAGGGUGAGGAUGAGCUACCGACAUGGGAGGAAUUCAAGAAGAUAUUUUAUGACCAGUAUUUUCCUGAGUCAAUCAGAAUAUCUAAAGAAAAUGAAUUUUUAUCUCUGAGGCAAACAAAUGAUAUGACUGUGCUAGAAUGUGCUAACAAAUUUACUGAGCUGGGUCGAUUCUGUCCUCAGAUGAUAGAGGUUGAGAGAAGCAAGGCUAACAGAUUUGAGCAGGGCUUGAGGGACAAAAUUCGAUCCCGGUUGUCAGUUCUGAUUUUUACCAGCUACGGAGAGGCCCUGGAGAGAGCACUGAAGGUAGAAGCGGAUCUAAAGAGGUCAGAGAAGGAAAGAGAUGAUCCAAAGAGAUCCAGAAUGAUUGAAAAUCAUAAUGUCAGGCCAGGGGACACUGAGGGUAAUGCAAAUAAGAAGAAGAGAUUUGAGGCCUGUACCUACCUGCAGCAAGCCUCAUGGGGGGCCUUGUCUUAA